CUUGCAAGCUCAGUCACAACGGCGUCGAAGCACCAGCUGAGCAGCAUCCCUCGACAACCUGUGAAUUUAGUCAUCUUGAUCUGGAUCAACUGACAACUUUGAAAGAAGAUUACUUCUCUGUUAUCAGUAGAGGUUUACUCUAAAGCACAAAAAGCAAAAAAUGAUUUAUCUACGACCAACGAUCUGUCUGGCUGUGAUCCUCAUUGGGAUUGCCGGAUUGGCGUCCGCUCUGCCGGCUCCUGACAAAGAAAGGUUUCUCAACGAGCUUGACUUGGUGGACGACGACGGCGGUAUCGAGACUGCACUGAUCAAUUACCUGUUCACAAAACAGGUAGUUAAGCGUCUUCGCAAUCAAAUGGAUCUUGGGGAUCUUCAGCGCAAGCGCAGCUACUGGAAGCAGUGCGCUUUCAAUGCGGUUUCGUGUUUUGGCAAAUAAAACCUUCAGGCGUGAAUAUUUGUCUUAGAUGUAAAUUAUUGUAGCCCAAAAUAAGAUGAAGGAAUGAAAAAAAAGUCCCGUGGGACUCUCGAUGUCUCCUAGCGUUUCUACUCUCUUUAGGCUUUAUUGAAGAAGAGUGACAGGUAACGGAAGGGUGGUAAGGAGAUGAAGAGGAAAAGAGAGAACAGAAACGUCUCAUGUAUCUUCAAAUAAUUUAAUUGUUCCUCGUGCGUAAGAUAAGCUUAAGUAAUUCAUUGAUAAACAGUCAUCCCAUACUCUCAAUACCCUGGACAUAAUUUAAGUUAUAAAAUUCUUAAAAUUAUCAUUAUUUCAAUUUCACUACAAUUUCUCGCUUUCUCUACUUUUUUUAAUCUAACAGCUUCUCCCUUGCCACGCAGUAACUGUACUGUAGAUUGGUUAAUCCAUAGGAUUUCAAGAGCUUGUAACAUUUGUCCCAAAUAAGAAGAUGUUCUGAGCGUAUCUAGCAGAUGUACAAGCAUAGAUGCAAAAGAAGAAAUAGAAAUGCUAACAGAAGCAACAAUAGCUUAUCCAAUAAGAUGCAUUUUGUGUAAGGAUCAGCUCUAAUUCUACCACAGGAUUGAAUUAACAAAGAUUAUAUGGUUUUAAUGUAUCCCCCUCUCUGUUUAUCAGAUGUAAGUGGUAAUGUAAUCCACCAGUAUUUAAUCAGUAAAUGUAAUCCACCCGCAAUAUCGUGUAUUCAUAUCAUAGAAUAGAAAUACAUAUCGGUGAUGACUUUCAA
Molecule: messenger RNA, 1196 nt
Organism: Cephus cinctus (wheat stem sawfly)
Lineage: Eukaryota; Metazoa; Arthropoda; Insecta; Hymenoptera; Cephidae
Product: prohormone-1-like
Exons: 3
Coding region: 161-436 (91 amino acids)
Source: RefSeq, a predicted model, not a curated record